AUGGCGAAACGGUGCGAUAUGAACCUUGUCGCGCUGAACUAUACCCCUACGCAUCUUCCAGCCAUCAACAAGCCACCAGCCCGCCCACAACUCGACCUGCACCUGCGAGCGAACAAGGCAAUCCGCAGCAACGGUGCUGUCGCCGCGCCCGCCUCUGCACUCCAGUGCAACAAACCAGAGGCCCCCUUCGGCCUCUCCGAGCGCGACAACACCAGAGUCAGCAGAGAGCACAACAACACAAAGUCGCGGCGCAUGGUUUCCUAUCCAGACUCGACGAGUGCCGAGCGCUCAUUGCCCAUCCGGCGCCCGUCUUCGGUCGUCUCGCACUCGUCGCGCGCCUCGACCGUUCGACGACAUCGCCAACAUCGCUCCAAUGUGGGAGGUCCGUCGCUAGCGCCGCAGAACGAGUUCCCCAUCUUCACCCACACGGGCGACGUCGAAGUCGUAAUCAGCAACGGCCGCCGGGAACAGCGCUAUCUGCUGCACAAGUUGAUUCUGACCCAAUGCUCUGGUUUCUUCGAGGCCGGCACAAGCGAUGAGUGGGCCAGCGCCGGCGAUGUGACCAACGCGGGACCUAGCAACGGCACUCUCUUGGCAAGAAUACCGUCAGGCUCGCGACCGGAGCAAAAGAAGAAGUGGAGGUAUGAAUUGGACUGGGGCAGCGGCGAGGAUGACCUCCCCAUGCUGGUGCAGAAGAAGAACCCACCCACAAUGUUCGGCGGCGACCCAGCUCCACCCGCGCAACCACCUCCGGCACGCAACAAACCCGCCGCACCGCAAUCAGGUUUCUUCCGUAGCAUGGUCAACAUCUCUACCUUGCACGCUCCAGCAACGCCUGCCAUUCCAGAGGAAGACCCUGAUGACGACACGUUUCGCGACUACGAUAACCUUUUCCGCAUAUUCUACAAUUACCCACCUUCGCUCGACACUGUAAACAUCGCGAGUGCAUAUGUAGAGUGCAAAUCGCUGCUCCAACUCGCAGACAUGUAUGAUGCACUUGGUGUCAUUGGUCCCCGCGUAGACCACCACCUGCUCCGCUUCCAGGGACGACUAUGGAAGCAAAUCGCGAAAUACCCGCCCAGCUACCUCAAGCUUGGCUACAUGGCUCGUAGUAAAGCCAUAUUCGCGGAAGCCAUGGUGCACGUGGUCGGGCAGUGGCCACAGGGCAUUAACCAGUUGCGCGGUCAGAUCUCUGAGCCAGUCAUUGAGCUGAUAGAAGACAAGGUUGAUGAGAUGGACGAACUCAAGGCCAAGAUUGAAGUCAAGCUAUUCCGACUCUCCCUAACGACAAGUCGCGGCGAACGUGUUAGCCCUUCAAGCAAUUGGUUAGACUGGAUCGCAGUUUCCCUGUUCCGGCAAUGGCUUGCAGAGAACACGACCCCACCCCCGGCGCCUAUCCUCAAGUCACCACGACCCCAGAACGCACGAGAGGGUGCGCCCUUGCCUGCUCCACCAGUCUUCAACACCGGUCGCAUCUUCCGUUUACUUGGUCAAGGUGGCUCCAGUUACCUCAACCACGAUGAGUGCAAGCGUUUCCUGCGUCUAAACCCGGACCACUACAACCGCGACAACCUAAAGCGUUUCGAGCGCAGGAUCGAUGAAAUCAAGAACAAAGCCAAAGACGCCGUGAAGCCGCUCAUGCGCAACUUCCUCGAAUUGGAUCUACGAGAGGGCGGCCUCCCGUAUUUGACUUGCACGAGGAUCGAUCCACAGGACUUCCCAUGGGACGAUAUAUAA
Pyrenophora tritici-repentis Pt-1C-BFP is the source of this 1737-nucleotide messenger RNA. RefSeq lists its product as uncharacterized. The record is from RefSeq and is a predicted model, not a curated record. NCBI's taxonomy places the organism in Eukaryota, Fungi, Ascomycota, Dothideomycetes, Pleosporales, Pleosporaceae.